AUGGAAAGACACACCACCCCUAGACCUCACCCAUGCCCAAAGUGUGACAGAGGAUUCUACUUCAACAGUAAUCUGAACAGGCACAUGGAAGGACACACCGCCCCUAGACCUCACCCAUGCCUAAAGUGUGACAGAGGAUUCUACCUCAAGAGUAAUCUGAACAAGCACGUGGAAGGACACACCACCCCUAGACCUCACCCAUGCCCAAAGUGUGACAGAGGAUUCUACUUCAAGAGUAAUCUGAACAAGCACGUGGAAGGACACACCACCCCUAGACCUCACCCAUGCCCAAAUUGUGACAGAGGAUUCUACUUCAAGAGUAAUCUGAACAAACACAUGGAAAGACACACCACCCCUAGACCUCACCCAUGCCCAAAGUGUGACAGAGGAUUCUACUUCAAGAGUAAUCUUCAGAAACACAUGGAAGGACACACCGCCCCUAGGCCUCACCUAUGCCCAAAGUGUGAUAGAGGAUUCUACUUCAAGAGUAAUCUGAACAAGCACAUGGAAAGACACACCACCCCUAGACCUCACCCAUGCCUAAAGUGUGACAGAGGAUUCUACUUCAACAGUAAUCUGAACAAGCACAUGGAAGGAUACACCGCCCCUAGACCUCACCCAUGCCUAAAGUGUGACAGAGGAUUCUACCUCAAGAGUAAUCAGAACAAGCACGUGGAAGGACACACCACCCCUAGACCUCACCCAUGCCCAAAGUGUGACAGAGGAUUCUACUUCAAGAGUAAUCUGAACAAACACAUGGAAGGACACACCACCCCUAGACCUCACCCAUGCCUAAAGUGUGACAGAGGAUUCUACUUCAAGAGUAAUCUGAACAAGCACGUGGAAGGACACACCACCCCUAGACCUCACCCAUGCCCAAAGUGUGAUAGAGGAUUCUACUUCAAGAGUAAUCUGAACAAACACAUGGAAGGACACACCACCCCUAGACCUCACCCAUGCCCAAAGUGUGACAGAGGAUUCUACUUCAAGAGUAAUCUGAACAAGCACGUGGAAGGACACACCACCCCUAGACCUCACCCAUGUCCAAAGUGUGACAGAGGAUUCUACUCGUAG
Molecule: messenger RNA, 1074 nt
Organism: Strongylocentrotus purpuratus (purple sea urchin)
Lineage: Eukaryota; Metazoa; Echinodermata; Echinoidea; Camarodonta; Strongylocentrotidae
Product: zinc finger protein 239-like
Exons: 1
Coding region: 1-1074 (357 amino acids)
Biological process (GO): regulation of transcription by RNA polymerase II
Molecular function (GO): RNA polymerase II cis-regulatory region sequence-specific DNA binding; DNA-binding transcription factor activity
Source: RefSeq, a predicted model, not a curated record